This is a messenger RNA of Triticum turgidum subsp. durum (durum wheat), 768 nucleotides long. NCBI's taxonomy places the organism in Eukaryota, Viridiplantae, Streptophyta, Magnoliopsida, Poales, Poaceae. The record is from the annotation of a GenBank genome assembly.
AUGCAGUGUUUUAUCAAGCGGAAUAAGAAGAACUCUACGUUCUACCUCUACCUUGGCUUGACAACUGGGACACUUUCAGCUACUGUAGAUAAAGGGAAGUUUCUCAUGGCCGCAAGAAGGUUUAGGCGUGGCCCCCAUACCGAGUACAUUAUAUCCCUUGAUGCUGACGACUUGUCACAAGGGAGCAAUGCAUAUAUGGGGAAACUGAGAUCUGAUUUUUGGGGAACAAACUUCAAAGUAUAUGAUAGCAAGCCACCACAUGAUGGCGCUAAAGCAUCAAGUAGUCGAUCUAGUCGGCGUUUCGGAAGUAGAAGAAUAAGCCCCCAAGUAUCGGCGGGCAACUAUGAAGUCGGGCAGCUUUCAUACAAAUACAACCUGCUCAAAUCCAGAGGCCCCAGGAGGAUGUAUUGUGCACUCGAGUGCGCUUCACCUCAAGAGACCUGGGAAAACGCCCUCAAGACAAAGUUCCGGAAGCCCAUGGGCACCACGGUUUUAAGAAACAAAGCUCCCCGCUGGCACGAGCACCUGCAGUGCUGGUGCUUGAACUUCCAUGGGCGGGUAACAGUUGCGUCCGUCAAGAAUUUCCAGCUGUCCGUUGCCGCUGACCCCAAUGACCCUGCUGGCUCCAGGGAUGAGGAGACGGUGCUGCUGCAAUUUGGUAAGGUCGAUGACGACAUCUUCACGAUGGAUUAUCGGCAGCCACUGUCGGCAUUUCAGGCCUUUGCCAUCAGCCUCAGCAGCUUUGGCACCAAGCUGGCUUGUGAAUAG